Scophthalmus maximus (turbot) is the source of this 2120-nucleotide messenger RNA. RefSeq names its product ladderlectin. The record is from RefSeq and is a predicted model, not a curated record. Lineage: Eukaryota; Metazoa; Chordata; Actinopteri; Pleuronectiformes; Scophthalmidae. The transcript has 8 exons. Gene Ontology annotation, molecular function: signaling receptor activity. The coding region runs from base 1214 to 1909 and encodes 231 amino acids.
CUCAUCAACACCUCUUCCUCUUUACAACCUGAAGUAAAGCAGCCAAGAUGUUGUAUUAUCUUGUUUGUGGAUUCGGCUACAUAAUACACUGUGACCACAAUGACUUCUGCUCCGGCUGGAGCUAGACACUUCAUUGUCUCCCUCAUAAAGGCUCCUCAGGGUCACAGACGUGUUCUCGGAUUUGCGACUGUACCAGCGUAUCAAAGGAGAUGGAAACAUGAUAUCCUCUUAUCAGAUUAACACAUGCAGGUCAAAAAAACCCUCCUAAAUGGGUUACCAUCGGUCCUCGAAACAAUUUCAUUUUACAAAAUGUCAUCCAGUUUUAGAACUUGAUAUAAUAAUAGAUAAUAAUAGAUUAAAAAAUAUUGACUUGAUGCAUUUUUGUCCUUGUAUGUGAUGCACACAUGUACAAUGUAGAUGGCGUUAGACUCACAGAUGUUAGUGGUGGUAACAGUAGGUAUGUCUCAGAAACACACCUGAUUUCUUUUAUUUGUCCUGUAGUCAUGUAAUUAAAUUGUUAAUGAAUGUUGAGCUGCAUUUUAAAAUCACGUUAAAAUCCAACCGACCUCUGCUGAAACGGAUUCAAACUGUUGUACAUAAUAAAUUCUAGACAAAUUGAUCUAAAGUAAAACCACCAAGCAUCAUUUACUCAAAAAAACAAGACAGGAGGACGAAGGUACAUUUUAAAGGUGAGCACAAAAAAAAAGGUUCAAGAUAAAUGGACAAAGGAUGAAAACUCUUACCUACAAUUUACCGACUGGAAAUUGACAAUGUUACUAAAAUCUGGUUGUGUUUUUCACAGCACUGAUGAUAAGAGCUUCACUGUGGACACUUCAGUUAAUGAAUCAUCCUGUGGCACAUUAAGUUCCUUUUUUUUAUUUAAUCAUUACUGGUCACUUCAUAGUCUCCGUGAUGGAAAACCCCCAAAAAGAAAGAAAGAAACGUAACGUGUCUGUCAUUGAAGGUUAUAAAUAUAAUAGCGUUUUUGGAUAUAGGAUAUAAUCCAGACAGUCUCAAGUGGUCAGUGUCUUCUGUAACCCACAAAUGCACAAAACAAUUGUAAAUUACCAGGAGGCGCAAAUGGACGAGAUCGUCUGGGAAGCCGGGGAAACAAUGAGACGCCGUGAACAAUGACAUGGAUUAAAGGCAGAGCAGCAGCCACGCGUGGCUCAUCACAGCGGCAGAUCUUGGCCUCGUCGUCAUCACCACCACCAUGAAAGUUCUCGGUGUGUGUCUCACAGUAGUAGGUAUCCUUCUGACCCUGAGUCAAGCCUUCCCGCUCAACUCCACCGGCUCCAUAGCGAAACAGAGCGGCCUGUGCGAGUUCGAUAAGCAGCAGUGCUCAAACGCCAUCGGAUCUUUCUGCCCCCAGUGCGACGCCAACGGGAACUUCCUCCCGCGACAGUGCUGGCCGUCGACCGGCUCCUGCUGGUGUGUCGACGUCAACAGUGGAAUUGAGAUAGCGAACACACUGACGCCACCGGGAGUCGUACCUGUUAAGUGUGGCAGGGGAAACUCCUGCCCCUACGGUUGGACCAGCUAUGCAAAAAGGUGUUUCAUCUUCAUUGACACCCCAAAGACGUGGACUGAAGCUGAGAUUUACUGCCAGUUUGAUGGGGCCAACCUGGCGUCAAUCCAAAGUUACGAGGAGAAUCACUUCCUCAUGUCACUGACCAGAGGAGACACCCACAACUUUCCCCAAACCUGGAUUGGCGGCUUUGAUGCCAUAGAACCCGGUUAUUGGAUGUGGAGCGAUGGCUCCAAGUUUUACUAUGAAAACUGGUACAACACCGACAAGAUGUACAAUCGGAACGAGACCUGUCUGAGGAUGAAUUACGGAUAUGACUUCAAGUGGUUCAACGACUACUGUACCGAGACUCACCCCUUUGUCUGUGCCAAGACAAUCUAAACACAGACCUGACAAUCACAAGCCCGGUCCAGUUCCUUAGUGACAUGUCAUGUACCCAACAGUUGGAGUAGUAGUCCUGUCUUUUCUUAAAUGUGAUCAGUAGAUAAUAUGCACACGGGUUUUACCCUUUUCAAAGAUAUAUCCAGCAUGCUGCAGGAGUUGUAAUUAUAAUGAUGAAUACAUUUAUAUGCUAAUAAACAUCUUCACAGCA